GCAUUUGGGAUGUUAUGUUUUGUUGAUUUUGGUAAGUUAAGUUUCAAAUGCAAAAUAUAGUAAAAUACUAAAAUGUGUAUUUCAGUGCAAAUUCUAGUAAUUACAAUCAUUAUAUAACAUUUUCAAGUAAACGAUCCGAGGGCAAAAUCGACUAUUUACCUAAAAUUAAUAAAACUACUCCAGUCCAGAGAUACAAAUGUAGUAGUCGGAGACUGGGAAAGAUGCCGUUGGGGAAAUACUACUGCGAUUAUUGUGACAAACAAUUCCAGGACACUCCGCCAUCACGGCGGCGCCACCUCAAAGGCGUUGCUCACCAGAGGGCCAAAGCUCUCUGGUACGAUGCCCUUCGCGCCUCCUCACAAUUUGGUCUGGAUCAGGUUGAUGACUUCCAGUCCAUCAGCAAAGGCGUCUGCCAUCGCUUUGUCCGUACGCGUUCUUGCCAUUAUAGAGAGUCAUGCAAGUAUCAUCACCCCAAGAAUAAUUUGACAAAUAUGAAUGCUCAAAGAUUGGAAGGAACAACUGCUGCUAGUAAUGCCCUGUCUGGGGGUAUUCCCAAUAGUCAUUUGACUGGAGGAGCCAAUCUGCCUGCUGUGUUCCUUGGCGAUCAAAUGGGAAUGUCGCUUGGAAAUCUACCUCCAUCGUUGUUGCCUCCUCCAGAAGGCGGAUUUCCAUCUAUGCCCUUUGUCGAUUGGGGAUAGGUGUGCCACCCUUCAUUUAUACCAAGCUCUAGUUAAUUAUUCAAAUAUUUGUAGUGCUUAUUCUUCAAAUUUUAGCUUGUAUUUACUACACCUAGAAGUUCUUGUGACCUUAAAUACAUGAAUCCUCACCUUAUUACGCCUUUUUCAUGAUACAUUGUCCUGAAUGUAUAUUCACACAGCUUUAUAGAACCAGUAUAUAUUUCCUUGUCUAA
Messenger RNA from Salvia splendens (bonfire salvia), 910 nucleotides. Its product is annotated as zinc finger CCCH domain-containing protein 3-like. Gene Ontology annotation, cellular component: U12-type spliceosomal complex. The record is from RefSeq and is a predicted model, not a curated record. The transcript is spliced from 5 exons. Bases 222 to 698 code for a protein of 158 amino acids. Lineage: Eukaryota; Viridiplantae; Streptophyta; Magnoliopsida; Lamiales; Lamiaceae. Gene Ontology annotation, molecular function: nucleic acid binding; zinc ion binding.